CCAAUGACAAAAGACAUCAUGUGUCAUCGUCAUGUAUUAUUUUUGUCCAGAUCCCCAGACUCGUCGAAAGAAAAUUCGACUUUGAAGUUCUUCAAUUUUGUUUUGUAAAUUUCUCAUAAAACCAAAGUAAAAAUGCUUUCGUUUUUUAGUAAAAAAAAGCCCAGUCCAGAAACCCCACCUGGAGAAAUAACAAUGAAAGGUCCAUCCGAAGGCAAUGGAGAAGAAUUUAUAAUAGUUGAAAAUCAACAUCCAGGAGGACCUCCUCCGCCUUUUCACAAUCCUACACCCAUGAUGCCACUAUAUCCAUAUCCACCUACCAGUUUUGGUCUACCGCCGUCUAACAAUAAUCCAUCGAAUUCAAUGCAAAACAAUCCAGUUCCAUAUAUUAUGGGAAUACCUUUUAAUCUUUCUCCUCAAUUAUGCACUAAGACCAGUUUUGAAGUCACACAAAUGGAAGUCGAUGGCAUUCUUGCGCUCAUGACUAAGCAGAUGCAACUCGAGAGUGACUAUGAUUUUAAACUAGAACGAGGGAUUCUCAGCGAGGAGUGUUAUUAGAAUUUAAUUUUGAUUUUUAUGUUAAAUUUCUGCAUGAAGUAUCCUAUAGCAUGCCUAAGUGAAGAUAAUUAAAACUAAAUCAUAUAUUUUAACAAUGUAGGUAUUUCGUAUUCCUAUAAAUAUAAUGGAUUAUGUUUUGAGUGCGCAAUAAAAUAAAUAACUUUUAAAUUGUA
This is a messenger RNA of Episyrphus balteatus (marmalade hoverfly), 728 nucleotides long. RefSeq lists its product as uncharacterized. Lineage: Eukaryota; Metazoa; Arthropoda; Insecta; Diptera; Syrphidae. The record is from RefSeq and is a predicted model, not a curated record. The transcript has a single exon. Bases 133 to 555 code for a protein of 140 amino acids.